Aplysia californica (California sea hare) is the source of this 3048-nucleotide messenger RNA. RefSeq names its product apoptosis-inducing factor 3. The coding region runs from base 192 to 2066 and encodes 624 amino acids. The transcript is spliced from 18 exons. Gene Ontology annotation, cellular component: cytoplasm. The record is from RefSeq and is a predicted model, not a curated record. NCBI's taxonomy places the organism in Eukaryota, Metazoa, Mollusca, Gastropoda, Aplysiida, Aplysiidae. Gene Ontology annotation, molecular function: oxidoreductase activity, acting on NAD(P)H; flavin adenine dinucleotide binding; 2 iron, 2 sulfur cluster binding.
CGUUCUUCGUUGGUUUUCUUGAGGACAGCUGUUAUUUCAGCUUUCGUUCUGACUGACAACUGACAACUUACGAAAGUAAAAGUUGCUUCUUGACCUUCACAUACACCGAGGCGUUAUAUUCCAAUUUAAGGGCGUGUGGAUGGCUCUUAUCAAUUUCUGAGCGAAACACAAGUGCUGAUUUGUUGAGUCACAUGGCCAGGAGAGUCCUUUUCAGUUUGGGUCACAAGUGGCUUCAGUCGACAUCACUGGUCAGAUUGUCGACGACUCAUGUGCUGCCAGCAUACAGCUAUAGUCUGUUAAUAAGGCCGUCUUCACAUUCUCUUAUUGGAAAUGCGGGAGUGAAGGUUGUGACUGUCCGCAAGUUUGAAGGCUCUGACGACUCAAAAAACAAGAACCCUGCCGAGGCCAACAGACCGGUCAGCACUUCUGCUACUGCCACACAGGCCAGCUCAGGUGGCGGGGAGACUACUCCUACUGCAAGCAUGAUUGAGUCGGUCGUGGGAAAAGUCGGGGAUUUCAAUGAUGGGGAGAUGAAAGAAGUAGAAAUUGGGGACAAAAAAGCUUUGCUGGUCAAGGAGAGUGGUCAGUUCUAUGCUGUGAGCAACAAGUGUACCCAUUACGGAGCACCUCUGACCAAAGGUGCCUACUGUAAGGGUGUGGUGAGAUGUCCCUGGCACGGGGCCUGCUUCAACGUGAAGACUGGAGACAUUGAAGAUUUCCCCGGCCUGGACAGUCUGCAAAAGUUUGAGGUGGAGGUACGUGGAGAGGAUGUGGUCGUGCGCGCUGACCCAGCCUCGCUGGAAAACAACAAAAGGGUCAAGGCCAUGGUGAGAAAAGCUGCCGACAACAAGAAGACAGUUGUGCUGGUUGGUGGAGGGCCGUCGACGUUGGUGUGUGCGGAGACUCUCAGACAGGAGGGCUUCACAGGUCGCGUGGUCCUUGUCUCACAGGAGAAUUGUCUCCCUUAUGAUAGAAUUAAACUGAGCAAGGCAAUGAGCAUCAAGCCGGAGGAGAUAGCCCUGAGGAAAGCCGACUUCUACGAAAACAACGGGAUUGAGCUCAUGUUGGGACAGCAGGUGGAAAGUGUGUCUACUAGUGACAAGAAACUCAAUCUGGGGAGUGGAGAGAGCCUGGGCUAUGACACACUUGUACUGGGAACAGGAGGACAACCCAGACGUUUACCCAUCCCUGGUAUUGAGCUGGGAAAUGUGUACAUGUUACGUACCCCAGCAGAUGCCAAUGCCAUUGCAGAGAAUGCUGUGGGCAAGAAUGUGGUCAUCGUUGGCUCCUCCUUUAUUGGCAUGGAAGUGGCUUCAUCUUUGGCUGAGAAAGCUCAGAGUGUGUCUGUAGUGGAUUUGGUUCGAGUCCCAUUCCAGUUGACGCUGGGAGAGAAGCUAGGAACAUUCAUGCAGAAGCUUCACGAGUCAAAGGGGGUUAAGUUUCACUUUGAGACGAGCGUGAAGGAAUUUCGCGGGGAGGACGGCAAGGUCACGGAAGCCGUGCUGGCAAAUGGAGAGACGUUGCCAGCUGAUGUGUGUGUCAUGGGAGUUGGUGUUGUGCCAGCCACACAGUUCCUCCAGGACUCUGGUGUGGAUCUCACCUCAAGGGGCUUUGUCACUGUCAACAAGAAAAUGCAGACAAAUGUGUCAGAUGUGUAUGCAGCAGGCGACAUUGUGGAAUUCCCCCUGUUCACCGCGGGCGACCAGCAAGCCAACGUACAGCAUUGGCAGAUGGCACACAUGCACGGCAGAAUAGCUGGUCUGAAUAUUGCUGGCAAGCCCACAGAUGUCCACAGUGUUCCCUACUUCUGGACUGUCCAGUACGGCAAGAGCAUCCGCUACACAGGUUACGGGCCUGGCUAUGAUGACGUGGUGCUGCACGGAGACGUGGAUGAGGGAAAAUUCUUGGCCUACUACACCAAGGCUGAUCAGGUCGUUGCAGUUGCUAGUUUGGGCUGGGACCCUGUAGUUUCUCAAGCAGCUCAGCUUCUCAACCAGGGCGGCUCCAUUUCGAAAGCUGAGAUCACGUCGGAACCAAGCAGCUGGGUGAGCCGUCUGUGCCAGUAGGACUCGGGGGCCGUGGUGGAGACACCGAGAUGUAUGCACGCUCCGACUGCACCUGUCAUCUGGGAUUUUAUUGGCAUGAAUCAUAAGUUCAUAGAAGCCACUCCCACCCCCGCCCCACCCCCCUGCCGACUGCUCCUGUUCAUCUGAGUUUUAUUGACAUAAAUCAAAAGUUCAUAGAAGCCACUCCUCCCCCUUCCCUUCCCCUCACCAUGAAUCAUGAACUUUAUGCAAAUACAUAUAUGCCUGCUUGUUUUUAAUUGUGUCAUUUCAUCAACAAGGUGAGGUGACCACCACCUAUGAACACUUCUCUUCCUGCUUCCUGUAGGGGUUUUUACAACCGCUCAAAGCCACCGCAGAAUGCCAUCUUCCCAUCACGACUUGGCUGUAAGUGUACUUCACAUUUUUGUGUCUGAUUAGGAAAAGUGGAGCCUUUUUAAGGACUUUUCCUGUAAACAGAAAGUGUUUUUCAUGGCAGUUUUAGGGAAAAAUGAGCACCUCUGCUUGACUUUACUUUAUUGACCGAGGGAAAAAGAUUGUGUUGGUGUAGCUCAUUUUUCUUGUGACAGCGACGAUAUCUUAAUUCUACAGGAGGAAUUGAGGAUUGUCUAAAGCAACCAGUGUGUAGAUUAGAAACAUGAAAGAUAAGUGCGUUUGUAUUUGUCAAUGUAUCUGUUUCUGUUUUGACUGUGAUCCACUGUUUUAUGCUCAAGUAUGUAAUUACGACUCUCCCACAUCAAGCUUAAGUGUGAAAUCUAUUAGAUAAGAAAAUUUAAAUGUUAACUAUUACAGCUUGCUGAAAGACGGGCAAUGAAACAAAUAGAAAAACUUUGAUACGGUAAUAAUUUCUUUAAUGUCAAAAUGGCAAAGCACUAGGAUUGCAGGACAUGACCUUUUUGCUGCUUUAGUGAACUUGAAAUGACAGCAGCUUUAUUUUUUUAAGAUGAAAAACUCUUUAAGAGUUCAGAUAACAGGGGAAGAAAAA